Messenger RNA from Zychaea mexicana, 312 nucleotides. RefSeq lists its product as uncharacterized. NCBI's taxonomy places the organism in Eukaryota, Fungi, Mucoromycota, Mucoromycetes, Mucorales, Lichtheimiaceae. The record is from RefSeq and is a predicted model, not a curated record. The transcript has 2 exons. The annotation marks the transcript as partial.
AGAUUCAAGUAUGCCCUUGCCAUCAUUCACGUCUUAUUGCAAAAACCAGGCGUGAAAAUCGAGGCAUUGAUGUAUGACAUCGCUCGUCGAAUCAAAUUAGCCAUACAAGUAUGUACUGUAGUAUACUAUUAUUUUAUUAUACCACUUCGAGGGCUACUUAAUAACACGAAGAUCGCAGUUAGCGUUUUUCACGCGUAUGCACAUUUGAUAAAGUGCCAAGUCGACUAUAACCCACGUUAUGUCAAAGGGUUUGGUUUGACCGAUGGAGAGGGCAUGGAACGACUUUGGUCGUAUCUGGGACAGUUUGUUUCC